Molecule: messenger RNA, 792 nt
Organism: Trichoderma breve
Lineage: Eukaryota; Fungi; Ascomycota; Sordariomycetes; Hypocreales; Hypocreaceae
Product: methyltransferase involved in williams-Beuren syndrome domain-containing protein
Exons: 3
Coding region: 1-792 (263 amino acids)
Biological process (GO): rRNA (guanine-N7)-methylation
Cellular component (GO): nucleolus
Molecular function (GO): rRNA (guanine) methyltransferase activity
Source: RefSeq, a predicted model, not a curated record
AUGUCUCGCCCCGAGGACUCCCUCGCGGCCGACGUCCACUAUGACGACAUCGAAGCCCGCAAAUACACAACCUCCUCCCGCAUCCAAAACAUCCAAGCCUCCAUGACCCGCCGCGCCCUCGAGCUGCUCGACCUCAAGUCCCCCUCCUUCAUCCUCGACAUCGGCUGCGGCAGCGGCCUCUCCGGCGAGAUCCUCUCCGCCGUCGACCCCGAAGACGGCGGCCCCCACAUCUGGGUCGGCAUGGACGUCUCCCCCUCCAUGCUCGACAUCGCCCUGCAGCGCGACGUCGAGGGCGACCUCUUGCUCGCCGACAUUGGCCAGGGCGUGCCCUUCCGCGCGGGAACCUUUGACGCUGCCAUUAGUAUUUCGGCGAUUCAGUGGCUUUGCAGCGCAGAGUCGAGCGAGACUUCGCCUACGGGGCGCUUGAACCGCUUUUUCAACGGGUUGUACGCUUCGUUGCGUCGUGGAGGCCGUGCGGCGGCCGUCAAGGCGGGCUUCGGCGCGGGUAUCCUUGAAGACGACCCCGGCACCAAGAACGUCAAGCUAUAUCUCGUCCUUACCGUCGGCAACAACGACAACGAGGGUGGCAACACAGACAUCACGGGCGUCGUGGACGGCAUGGACAACGUCGACGUUUUGGAUGCCAGGAAGAGGCUCAAGGCGAAUAACACCCAGGUCAAAAAGGGCAGCAAGGCAUGGAUUGUCAAGAAAAAGGAACAGAUGGAACGCAAGGGCAAGAUCGUCAAGGCCACAUCCAAAUACACUGGCCGCAAGCGUCGUGUACAAUUUUAA